AGAAGACUCAGGAGCGGCAGCUGCAAAUUCAGUGAAAGUUUCCUUUUCUGUGUUGUAGUUCAGGACUUAAGGCAGGAGGCAAAAAUGACAAGUCACUCAACCAACAUGAGGAUAAAGCUGCCCACCAUCUGCAUUAUUCUUGAGGUCAUCCUCAUCAUCCUGUUUGGUGUUUUUGUCAGAUAUGAUAAAGAAACAGAUUCCAAGAAGUGGCAUGCACACCACGAUAACAAUGGCAGUGAAAUAGAAAAUGACUUUUACUACAGAUAUCCAAGUUUCCAGGACGUACAUGUGAUGAUCUUCAUUGGUUUUGGCUUUUUGAUGACCUUCCUGAAACGCUAUGGCUUCGGUAGUGUUGCCUUUAACUUCCUCAUAGCUUCCUUUGCCCUGCAAUGGGCCACACUCAUGCAGGGUUUCUUCCAUGGAAUGGGAAGUGAUGGUAAGAUCCACAUAGGAAUUGAGAGCAUGAUCAAUGCUGACUUCUGUACUGGGGCAGUUCUGAUUUCAUUUGGGGGAAUACUUGGGAAAACCAGCCCUGUCCAAUUGUUAGUGAUGGCUGUUUUUGAAGUAACUCUCUUUGCGAUCAAUGAAUACAUCAUCCUUAACAUUGUAGAGGCUAAAGAUGCCGGCGGGUCCAUGACAAUCCACACCUUUGGAGCUUAUUUUGGUCUGGUUGUGUCUCGUAUUCUUUAUCGCCCACAUUUGGAAAAGAGCAGGCACCGGGAAGGCUCAGUGUAUCACUCUGAUCUGUUUGCAAUGAUUGGUACCAUUUAUCUGUGGAUGUUCUGGCCUAGUUUUAACUCGGCUAUCACAGCCCAUGGAGACAGCCAGCACAGGACAGUAAUGAACACUUAUUACUCCCUUGCUGCCUGCACGUUGGCAACUUUUGCUUUGUCCUCUUUGCUUAGUGAGGAAGGCAAGUUGGACAUGGUUCACAUCCAGAAUGCUUCCCUUGCUGGUGGAGUAGCAGUGGGCACAGCUGGAGAGAUGAUGUUGACUCCUUUUGGCUCUAUGAUUGUUGGAUCUUUAGCUGGAAUAAUAUCCACCUUGGGAUAUAAGUUUUUAACGCCAAUCUUAGAUUCCAAACUGAAGAUCCAGGAUACAUGCGGUAUACAUAACCUUCACGGCAUGCCAGGAAUUCUCGGAGCCAUAGUGGGAGCUAUCACAGCAUCCAUGGCCACUCAUGACAUCUAUGGAGAUGGAAUGGCAAAUGUGUUUCCGUUGGUAGCAGAUGGAGAGGUGACUGCAUCUGGCCAAGGGGUCCGCCAAGCAAUUGCCCUCGGCGUUGCCCUAGGAUUUGCAUUAAUAGGCGGGUGCAUUGUAGGUUUUAUUAUGAAGAUUCCCAUUUUUGGGACUCCACCUGAUACUCUUUGCUUUGAAGAUCAGAUUUACUGGGAGGUUCCUGAAGAACACCAUGCUUCUCAUGAGGAGAUGACUGCAGUAGCAACAGAUGAGGGAAUGAAUGCCUAAAAAAUCAGACAGGAGUAUAAGGAGUGUCUCAGCCUGAUGAAAAGCUGAAACUAAUGUGAAUUAAAGUGAUGUGGGAAACUUCAGCUAAGAGCAAGAGCGGCCUGAUGCUGUGCAAAAAUUCUACUUGCAUGUUACGUCCUGAAAGGAGAACUGCCACUAUCAACCAACAAACUGUUUACUUGAAUCUAUUAUUCUUUUUUUAUAUAACCUUAGAUCUGAAUAAGGGUGCAGAUCAUAGGCCAUGUAUUGCUGAACUGCAAUGAUUAUCCUUGUUAAUGCUACAGACCAUGGUCAUCACUUAACUGCUGUGCUCUCAAACAAGGUCCUACUGAAAUAUAAGAGUGUGGACGUCACAUAAUAAAGGAAAUCCAUUUCAGGUCUACAAUUUUAUUUUUCCGGUUUUUGAAAAAUAUGUAAAUUGUUAAACUGACUAGAGGGCUUUUUUACAUUCAGAUAACUGUGUGGAGUCUGCACUUUCUCUCCUGGUUUGGCUAGGUUUUGUUCAUUUACAUUUACAAUUUCAUUUGUUCAGUUAGCAAACACUUUUAUCCAGAGCAACUUACAAAAGGGAUCAACAUAACUGAGAAAACAUCUGGGGGGACUGCGUUGUGAACAGUUUAGUUUUCAGGUUUCCUCUCACCUCCCAAACAUUGUAAUGAUUUGGUAAUUCUGGACUGUCCUGUGAAAGUGGGAGUUUUGAUGACUGUCUUUUAUAAUGGAUUUGCAUUUGCUCCAAGUCCAACAUGGAUGGAUGAAUGAAUAUUUCUGCAUUCACACUGUUCAGAUAUCCUUCAGAGUAGACUUAAUAUUUUCUAUUAUGAUAAAAAGAGUAUAGAACUAAAGUGACAAGAUCAGACAAGCUGUGGAUUUAUGAAGACAAUGUCUGUAAUUCUGCUGAUGUAAGGGAAAUUAAAUUUUCAGAACAAAUAUUUGCAAACGUACAAAUGAAGUCUAAACAUUUUUAAUAGAUAUCUGCUUUUGUUUUCCAUCAUAGCAAUAGCCCUAAGAUGAACUAGCAUCCCACCCAGGAUUAAUUGCUGCUUUAUAUUUGAUGAUUCUGAAACAAUCCAAUACUAAAAAUAAUUGAUACUAAUAUGGUCAUGCUUUUUCUUGCAGACACCACAUAUUAAAUUGCUUUCAAAACAAGAACUUAAUAAGAACUAGGUCUCUAUCUGUGGCUUGGUACAAAUUCUACUCAGUAACAGCUAAUAAUAUCGAAUGUUAGCAAAAGAACAGUACACAAAAUAAAUAUGCUAGAAGUUAUUACAAAUUUCAAACUUGAAAAACUGUCCUUUGUAUUAUUUGUCUAAUUGCAAGCAACAUAUUGUUCAGACCACCGGUCUCCAACUCUGGUCCUGGAAUGUUAAUGCGGCUGCAGGUUUUCAUUCUAAACCAUUUCUUAAUUAGUAAUCAGUUAAUGAUGCUAAUCACCCUCAUGCAUCAGAUAUGGACACCUCUGUUUAGACUAAUUGAUCUUUGUCAUGUAGCAAAUGAAAAAUCUUGAUAAAUCAUAUAGGGAAAAAUCUAUCUAUCAAAAGAUGCUCUUAAAAACUUGAAGAAAGAUACAUUUAAAGAGAUGUGUACUGCCAUGGUUAGUGCUACUACCCUAGCACGGCCACUUUCCUUGUAGAGCCUGAAUGUUCUCCCAUCUCUGCAUCUUUUUUCCUCUUGCUAAUGGAUUACUAAUGGAUAUAAAUUGGCUCCUCAUAAAUGAACAUAGGUGAGUGCCAGGGUUGGUUAAUGGUCAGGAUAAGCCUCUGAUCUCUAAAACAAUAUUUAAAAUACUUGUAAGGAUGAAUAAAUUUCAACUGUGUAGCCUUCACACGUUUUAUUAACAUGCUUUCUUUCAUUCUGAUUUCAUAAUAAAAUAUUUCCAAGAAGAAUCAUAGCUUUUGAUAUUAAGAAUAAUUAAGAAUGAAUUCAGUGAACUAUAUUUCAAAAUAGAGUGCAGUUUAACAGUAGCUUGAUGACUAUGGUCUCAGUGUUAGUUUGUUGCAGGCAAAUACAAAAAAGAUUUUGACCUCUCGUUUAUCAUGUAAAACAUUCAUUUUCAGGUUUCUUAUUUGUUGCCUAUCUGUACCCUUUAAAGCAUUAUUUUUCUAAAGUCUGUGUGUGCCCGUAUAGAAUUGUGUACGGUUUUACUAUACCAAGGAUUAAAAUCCAUAUUUGUUUCUUUGUGUGUUACCUUUUGUAACAAGGCAGAAGUAAUAACUUCAGUGUAAGAAUGUACUGGACAUGUACAGUUUGUUAAGGCUCACUUUAACCUCUGUAAUGUAUUUUCCAAAUGUGACAGUGUUUUGAAUAAACAGCUCCCCCAUG
Erpetoichthys calabaricus (reedfish) is the source of this 3786-nucleotide messenger RNA. It is a transcript of the gene rhbg, whose product is annotated as Rh family B glycoprotein. Gene Ontology annotation, cellular component: plasma membrane. The coding region runs from base 85 to 1467 and encodes 460 amino acids. The transcript has 10 exons. Gene Ontology annotation, biological process: ammonium homeostasis; ammonium transmembrane transport. Gene Ontology annotation, molecular function: ammonium channel activity. Lineage: Eukaryota; Metazoa; Chordata; Cladistia; Polypteriformes; Polypteridae. The record is from RefSeq and is a predicted model, not a curated record.